AGGCCCUCGACCGCCUAAAAGCUUAGCUGGUCCUAAGGCUGCCGCCCCUAUUGAGUAGAUGGAAAUUAAUCUGAUGCACCCUACAGAAUCGCUGUGCAGACAAAGGAGGGCCGAAAUUGUUGACUGACCAAAGUCGUGGUCGCUGAUCCAAGUGUUGUGGGGCGGGCAUAUAAAUCUGUUGAGUGUGGCCACCCCCAACGUCCCUGAAUAUGUAUACCUGUGCAAAGUUUAUCUCUGCUCCCGCCCUUAUAAAGGACAGUUCCCGGCUGCUCUGUAGGCCCAUCUCUGCCUCUGUGCUGAACAGGCCUGAGGUCAGGACGAAGGAGCCUUGUUGUCUCUCAGGUGCUCACAAUGAGCUCUUGCCAGUGUUGCGCCGGGAGUUCCAAACCAGCACUGUUUCCAGGGACAUUGAUACUGCCGCCAAGUUUAUUGGUGCUGGCGCUGCCACCGUAGGUGUAGCUGGCUCUGGUGCUGGCAUCGGGACCGUAUUUGGCAGUCUUAUCAUUGGCUAUGCCAGAAACCCUUCCCUGAAGCAGCAGCUCUUCUCCUAUGCCAUCCUGGGUUUUGCACUCUCUGAGGCCAUGGGGCUGUUCUGCUUGAUGGUGGCAUUCCUCAUUCUCUUUGCAAUGUGAAGGAGCCAGAUGUGCUGCCUGUCAUGUGCUGUCCUCUCUUUCCCCCCUGUGUUUAGUCCAGUGUGUACGACAACCUGAUUGUUCUGUGGCAGAUAGGGAAAGCCCAUCUGUUAACCAAAUCUGUCCAGCUCAGAGGGGGCAAGUCAAUAAAUACUGUAUUGGUAUACA
Messenger RNA from Zootoca vivipara (common lizard), 800 nucleotides. It is a transcript of the gene ATP5MC2, whose product is annotated as ATP synthase membrane subunit c locus 2. Lineage: Eukaryota; Metazoa; Chordata; Lepidosauria; Squamata; Lacertidae. Gene Ontology annotation, molecular function: proton transmembrane transporter activity. Gene Ontology annotation, biological process: proton motive force-driven ATP synthesis; proton transmembrane transport. The record is from RefSeq and is a predicted model, not a curated record.